Malurus melanocephalus (red-backed fairy wren) is the source of this 1625-nucleotide messenger RNA. RefSeq names its product isovaleryl-CoA dehydrogenase (gene IVD). Bases 425 to 1594 code for a protein of 389 amino acids. Gene Ontology annotation, biological process: L-leucine catabolic process. Lineage: Eukaryota; Metazoa; Chordata; Aves; Passeriformes; Maluridae. The transcript has 16 exons. The record is from RefSeq and is a predicted model, not a curated record. Gene Ontology annotation, molecular function: flavin adenine dinucleotide binding; 3-methylbutanoyl-CoA dehydrogenase activity. Gene Ontology annotation, cellular component: mitochondrion.
UCAGCAGAUACCAMCUAGAAACAGAGCUGAAAAAGAAGAAUCAGUUGGUGCAAACACUCAAACAACAGCUAGCAAGAGCAGAGCAGGAGAUAAAGGAGAUAAAGAAGGAGAAUGAGAGGCUGGUCCAAGAAGGUGACAAGAUCAAGAAGGUUCACGAAACAUGCAUUUGUGAAAGAUGCAGGAUUUCAGAAGGCAUGAAUAUGGAUCCUGUCAGCACCAAUCUGAAAGAGAAUAACACCCAGGAGCUCCAAGAGCAGGCAAUCAUGCUAACUGAAAAAGUGUUAGAAGAAUUGGUGCUGUUUUUUCACACAGUUGCAAAAGAGAAGGAGAUGCUUGAGGCAAUGAUGGCCAACUGGAAAUCUGCACAGGAGGAGAAGCUGCAUACCCCGGAUUAGUGCUCCUACAUCCAAGCUCAAAUUAAGGAAUGGACAGCCACACUUGGAGCGCUGUGGAAGCGCCUGGCAAUCUUAGACAGACCAUGACAAAGUUCUGCCAAGAGCAUUUGGCUCCAAAGGCCCAACAGAUUGAUCAGGAAAAUGAAUUCAAAGGCAUGCGGGACUUUUGGAAGAAACUGGGAGAACUGGGAGUUCUGGGAAUCACAGCCCCUGCGGAAUACGGUGGAUCUGCYCUGGGAUACCUGGACCACGUGCUGGUGAUGGAGGAGAUCUCCCGUGCAUCGGCRUCUGUGGGGCUCAGUUACGGUGCCCACUCCAACCUGUGCAUCAACCAGCUCGUGCGCAACGGCAACGAGGCCCAGAAGCAAAAGUACCUGCCCAAGCUAAUCAGCGGGGAGCACAUUGGAGCCUUAGCCAUGAGUGAGCCCAAUGCUGGCUCUGAUGUUGUGUCCAUGAAGCUGAAAGCAGACAAGAAAGGAGAUCACUUUGUUUUGAAUGGGAACAAAUUCUGGAUCACCAAUGGGCCGGACGCAGAUGUUCUCAUCGUCUACGCCAAAACUGACGUGAACGCUGUCCCCGCCUCCCGAGGCAUAACUGCCUUCAUCGUGGAGAGGGGAAUGCCGGGUUUCAGGACAGCSCAGAAGCUGGAUAAGCUGGGAAUGAGAGGGUCUAAUACCUGUGAAUUGAUCUUUGAAGACUGCAAAAUCCCCGCUGAAAAUGUCUUGGGGACACUGAGCAAGGGAGUCUACGUUCUGAUGAGUGGAUUGGACCUGGAGAGGCUCGUGCUGUCCGGGGGCCCCCUAGGGCUCAUGCAAGCUGUUCUAGACCACGCAAUUCCAUACCUGCAUGUCAGAGAAGCAUUUGGACAGAAAAUUGGCCACUUCCAGCUCAUGCAGGGCAAGAUGGCAGAUAUGUACACACGGCUCAUGGCGUGCCGGCAGUAUGUCUACAACGUCGCCAAAGCCUGUGACCAGGGCCACUUCAAYGCCAAGGACUGUGCUGGGGUGAUCCUGUACUCGGCAGAGUGUGCGACRCAGGUGGCCCUGGACGGGAUCCAGUGCCUGGGUGGGAACGGUUACAUCAACGACUACCCCAUGGGGCGCUUCCUGCGCGAUGCCAAGCUCUACGAGAUCGGGGCGGGCACCAGCGAGGUGCGCAGGCUCGUCAUCGGCAGGGCCUUCAAUGCCACCUUCAAGUAACGCCACCACGAGCAGCAGCACCGUCGCCACC